AUGGCACGGUACUAUACCACUAGUGAGGCUUUGGAAAUGGUGCUGGACCCCGAUCGCGAUGAUGGCCCCGCGUCAUCCUCCGAGGAUGGCUCCGCGUCUUCAUCGGAGGAUUCUGGAGAUGCAGAAAAUGUAUCGGAGGUGGAAACUGAGGAGCUGGAUUCCAGUUCAUCUGGCGAAAAUGAGAGUGGAGAGAGUGACGAAGAGCCAGCAGAGUGGAGGUCUAAGAACAGAAGUAUUGUGUGGGCUCCCACAAAUGCCCAGACAUUGCGUUAUGUCCCGGUAGCCACGGGACUCACCCCAGGACCCACACAUUACGCUACUGCACGGAUUAGCAACCCAAAGUCCAGCUUUGAUUUGUUUCUAACAGACAAAAUGGUGAGGAUCAUAGUGUCGAUGACAAAUAUUCAAGGAAGACGAACGAUCGACAAUUGGAGAGACGUGGACGCGGAUGAGACAAGAGCCUAUGUGGGAUUGCUGAUUUUGUCCGGUGUGUACCGUUCACGGGGUGAGUCAACGCACAGCCUCUUUAGCGAGAAAAGCGGACGGCGGAUUUUCCGGGCCACCAUGUCGGUGAAAAGAUUUCAUCACAUCACCAGGGCUUUACGCUUUGACGAUAAACUUUCCCGACCUCGACGCGGUGGUGACAAACUCGCUCCAAUACGGAGAGUUUGGGACAUGUGGGUGCACCGGCUCCAGAUGCUCUUCUGCCCGGAUAGAGACAUCUACGUGGACGAGCAACUUGUGCCAUUCAAAGGGAGGUGCGGAUUUAGGCAAUACAUGCCAAAGAAGCCUGCAAAAUACGGCCUGAAAAUUUGGGCACUAUGCGAUGCAAAGACGUCAUAUGCCUGGAAACUCCAAGUAUACACAGGCAAAGCAGCUGGCACACAAGCGGAGAUCAACCAGGGAAUGAGAGUAGUGCUGGAGAUGACAGAUGGGCUCAAGGGACACACUGUCACUUGUGACAAUUUCUUCACCUCCUUUCCUCUGGCUGAUGCGCUACUGAAGAGAAAGAUGGCCCUGGUUGCCACAAUUAGAAAAAAUAAGCCAGAGCUUCCCCCAGUCUUGCUCCAGACAAAAGGGAGAGAGGUGCACUCCUCAAUCUUCGCCUUCAAGAAUAAUCACACCCUGGUAUCUUACGUCCCCCGACGCGGAAAAAACGUCCUCCUCCUGAGCACCAAGCACCGGGCUCCUUCCAUAACCAAUGACAAGAGAAAGCCAAAAAUAAUAACGGACUACAACCAGUGUAAAGGCGGUGUCGACAAUCUUGAUAAGGCUGUCGGCACCUACUCCUGCAGGAGACGCACAGGACGGUGGCCACUGGCCCUAUUCCACCACCUGCUUGAUGUUUCCCUCUAUAAUGGCUGGGUGUUGUGGAACGAAAUCGACCCAUCAUGGCAUCGGGCCAAAACACACAGGAGAAGGCUAUACAUCGAGGAGGUGGGCGAGACGUUAAUCCAGCCGUGGGUCGCGAAGAGAGGGUACCUUCCCCGCGCACCGCUCGCAGCAGAUCUGGAAGAACGCCUGAAGCCAGGGGACUGGGUGCUGAUAAAGGUCAUAAAGAGGAAGUGCUGGUCGAAGCCACGGUGGGACGGACCAUAUCAGGCUCUGCUGACAACACCAACAGCUGUGAAAAUCGCAGAACGACCCUCCUGGAUACACCAAAGCCACUGCAAGAAGGUGACACACAUCCAGGCCAGCUCGGAAGUUGAACAUCACCCUAGCAACCGACGGAAGCGUGAGGUGGAUAUAGCCUCACCAAACUCUUUUGGAGUGACAGUAGACACUGGAGUGCCGCGGGAAUUCCGCAUUUGGAGUGGAGGAGCUAAGUUCUUCCAAAGUCUGAUCCCAAACAUUGGAGUUGCAGAGGUGCGGGAUCACGUGGAGAUCAACCGGUAUGCCCUACUGCGACACAUUAAUCUUACUAAGACUCUGGGGACAGCCUUAGCGGAGGAGCAAAAGGCCAUCAGAACGAUGAAACCACAGCCCGGGGACCUGAUUGAGAUCUCUCGUGGCCUGUAUGCGCACUGGGCUGUGUAUGUUGGUGAUGGCUUUGUUGUUCACUUUGGAGUGCCAGCUGCAGACCUUAGUCCAGUCUCCAAGGCAGUGUCUUCCCAAACUGUGGAGGGCCGUGUGAUGAAGGAGAAGCUGGAGUCUGUAGCUGGAAAUGACAAGUGGCAAGUCAAGAACAGUUUGGAUGUGAAGCACAAACCCCGUCCAGCUAAGGACAUUGUGAAGGAUGCCCUUGCAUCGGUUGGCAAAGUGCGGAAGUACAACCUCAAAGAGAGUAACUGUGAACACUUUGCCAAUGAGAUGCGUUAUGGUGUAGCCGUGUCUCAGCAGGUGGGUUGA
Messenger RNA from Pelmatolapia mariae (spotted tilapia), 2349 nucleotides. Its product is annotated as piggyBac transposable element-derived protein 4-like. The transcript is spliced from 6 exons. NCBI's taxonomy places the organism in Eukaryota, Metazoa, Chordata, Actinopteri, Cichliformes, Cichlidae. Bases 1 to 2349 code for a protein of 782 amino acids. The record is from RefSeq and is a predicted model, not a curated record.